CGCGUCCUGGCUGGCAGCGGCGGUCACGAGGCUUCUGUUUGUGUCAGCUGAGUGUCGACCGCGCGCUGUCUUUCCGUUACUCUCGCUUCCUCCUCUCCACUCUCUCUAAGUUCAUUUCAGUCAGCUGCUGUUAAUGAGAAACGAUGCUGUCUCUGGAGGAAGCACGAUCCAGGCUGCAGGCGGCCGGUCAGUCUCACGUUUUGCGCUUCUGGUCCGAACUCGGUCCACAAGAACGCUCCGCUUUACUCGCCGAAAUUGCCACCCAAGACCCGGACUGGCUUGCUAAGCACUGUCGAGAUGCAGCGGCUGAGGCGAAGGCGACCCUCGGAAAUCCCGACUCCGUGCAACGGCUGGACGAGCGUAUGGAGCCUGUUGCUCCGGAGUUCUUAGGAAGUGUGAAGAAAAAUGACACGGAGACGCUGCAAAGUUGGCAGGAGCAAGGCUUGUUACAGAUAUCGGAGAACAAAGUGGCUGUUCUGCUGCUUGCCGGUGGUCAAGGUACUCGCCUAGGAGUAUCAUACCCCAAGGGCAUGUACAAUGUCAGCCUUCCCAGUGGAAAAACUUUGUACCAAAUUCAGGCUGAGCGGAUACGUAAAGUGGAAAUGCUUGCGGCAAAAAAACAUGGAGUGAAGUGUACUGUGCCAUGGUAUAUCAUGACAAGUGAAUUCACACUGUCACCAACAGAGAAGUUUUUUGAAGAAAAUGAUUACUUUGGCCUGGACAAGUCCAAUGUGAUCAUGUUUGAGCAAAGAAUGAUACCUGCUGUCUCUUUUGAUGGGAGAGUGAUUCUAGAAGCCAAAAGUAAAAUCGCCAUGGCACCAGAUGGGAAUGGUGGCCUUUAUCAAGCUCUAGAUGACAAUCAGAUUCUUGAAGAUAUGGAAAGACGUGGCAUUCAAUAUAUUCAUGUUUACUGUGUGGACAACAUCCUGGUUAAGAUGGCAGAUCCUGUCUUUAUUGGAUUCUGUGUUAAGAAAGGAGCAGAUUGUGGAGCAAAGGUGGUAGAAAAAGCGUACCCCACAGAGCCAGUGGGGGUUGUGUGUCAGGUUGACGGAGUCUAUCAGGUUGUAGAGUACAGUGAGAUCACAACAGAGACUGCAGAGAAACAGGAUGCCUUUGGAUCUCUGGUGUACAGUGCUGGGAAUAUCUGCAACCAUUUCUUCACUCUGGAUUUUCUAAAAUCUGUUUCUGAAAAGUUCAAAGACAAGCUAAAGCAGCACAUUGCAAUUAAAAAGGUACCAUAUGUUGAUGAGGAUGGAAACCUAGUGAAGCCACUCAAGCCAAAUGGAAUUAAAAUGGAGAAGUUUGUUUUUGAUGUUUUUCAGUUUUCCAAAAACUUUGUUGCUUUUGAGGUACUCCGAGAAGAAGAGUUUUCUCCUUUGAAGAAUGCUGAUACUGCAGCUCAGGACAACCCGACAACUGCUCGGUGUGCCCUCCUCUGUCAACAUUACCGAUGGGCCCUGAAAGGGGGUGCUCGAUUUAUAGAAAGUGAAAAUCACAACUUAACAGAAAAACCGAGUUUAAAAGCUCAUGAAAAUCCUCCUGGUGUGAUUGAAAUUUCCCCUUUGGUAUCCUACUGGGGUGAGGGCCUAGAAAUGUACCUGAAAGGCCGAGUUAUUAAUGGCUCAGUGGUUCUUGAUGAGAAGGAAGCUGAAGAGAUGCUGAAGACUAAACAGCAUUAGUGAUGCGGCUGAUUUCGCUCUUUCAAGGCUACCAGUUAAAUUCUCCGCACAUUUCAGGUCUUUGUUAAAUGUGGCAUUUUAGUUAGGGAAAGCUGGAUAGACACUGUGGGACGCAGAGAUGUGAGGUAAGAAAGUUACCAGUAAAUGCAAGAAAAUUUCACAUGCCACAGAGGGCAAAUAAAAGUAACUAACUGAGGGGCUUCUCUGGUUAAAGGCAACAGAGUCAUUCUGUGGCAGAAGUCUAACUUGUACUGCUGAUGUUCAUUUCACUGGUUGUAUUAGACAGCAGAAAUAGGACGAUUUCAGAAGGAAGGAGCUGCUUUACUCAAGAGAUGGACCAAAAACCUACUUGACAUGCAGCCACGUGCAGCCUACUUGAUUUAAAAAAACGUUAAAUGCUUAAUAUUCUAAGUGAAAAUUGCUAAGAGACACAUAAAUACGGAUUUAUGUGUAUUUUCUACUGUACAUCUUUGUUUUAUUUUUUGGGCUAACUGGUUAGUUCCGUUGCUUAUCAGUUUUCAGGUAUUGAAACUGAACAUGCUGAAACUAUACUCACUUAAAAAGUGCCUUAUAUCCGGAUCAUUCAUUUUAAAGUGCCUUAACUUUUGAAAGCCAAACACUACCAGAAUACAGAAAUAUUAUUUUGUGAGAUGUCAGCCUUUUAUUCACCCUACGUCAAUCCAGCAUUUUUUCUUUCCUUAUAGUACAUAUGUAAUGAAUGGGAAGUUUGUCAAAUUGUACCUACAGGUUGUUUGGUUUCAAGUCAGAACGGUUUCUCUACCUCUGUGUUUUGUUAGUUUAAAAUGUUUUGUUGAAACACAAACGUGUCAGUUGUACGAGUGUGUUAGACUCGCACUCUGCUUCUUCUACGCCUUGAAGCUCUUAUACUUUGUGGCGUUGGCAGAUACGGUGUGUGUUUUUAGCUGGAACACAACAGCUUUACCAAAGACGCAGAUGCCCUGUCAAGAAACGCUACACACACAGCAACCGUUUCAGUUCUAGUGUAUUGUAAGGCCUUGUGUUUGCAGUACACACACCCUUUCCAAAUUUUAUACUUGUAUUUUAUUAGCUUUUCUUAUGCACACUCAAGACAUUGGAAGUAAACCAAAUGCAGAGAUAGUUUAGUUUAUUUUAUUUUGUUUAUUAUAAUUUCUAGCUAAAAAAAAUAAAGGGACUUUUUUUAUUGUGAAGAAACCUAUGCAUACAAUUUGUUGACAUAAAGAUUGUGAAGUUAAGCACAGCUUUAAAAUCCGUUGUCAAAGAACACACAGAAAUACAGCAGUGCAUUGUGGGUUUGUUGGCUUGUUUUCCUUUCACUGUGAUUUUGAUGAAAUUUACCUCUCUGGGCUCCUACUGCUUUUCCUCACAUUGGACCACCCCAUUCAACGAAGCUUUAAUAUGCCAUCUUAACACUCAAAUGGAUGGGCUUGAGUACCUAAUACAUAAAUAAAGUGCUUACUGAAUAAAUGCCAUGCACAAUUA
Molecule: messenger RNA, 3161 nt
Organism: Erpetoichthys calabaricus (reedfish)
Lineage: Eukaryota; Metazoa; Chordata; Cladistia; Polypteriformes; Polypteridae
Gene: uap1l1
Product: UDP-N-acetylglucosamine pyrophosphorylase 1, like 1
Exons: 9
Coding region: 144-1679 (511 amino acids)
Biological process (GO): UDP-N-acetylglucosamine biosynthetic process
Molecular function (GO): UDP-N-acetylglucosamine diphosphorylase activity
Source: RefSeq, a predicted model, not a curated record